UUUCUUUUUCUUCUUAAUUUUGCCAUGAGCUCAUUUCUCACAUUUGACGCAGGCCUGACGAGCCGAACGUGCACUUGACGUCACUGGACGAAAGAAACUGAAGUUUUUGUUUACGGUUAAAAACUCAAAUGUUUUCAGAGUUUAAACCAUAUGGAGUUUAAGACGCUUCUGUUGUCUGUCAGUGUCGUGUGUUUGGCUGCACUGAUUUCAUCACAGGACAGCUGUGGGUAUCGGCGCCUGGUUGGGCCCCCAGGGGCAUCUCGAAUAGUGGGCGGCCGGGAGGCUCCUGAGGGAGCGUGGCCCUGGCAGGUCAGCAUCCAGAUCCUGUCAAGACACCACUGUGGUGGGACAAUCAUAAACAGCCUCUGGGUGCUCACUUCCGCACACUGCUUCUUCAAAUAUCUACGAAUCCACAGGAGCCUUUUCCGUGUGGCAGCAGGACUUCAUGUGUUAUCUGCUCCAGGAAUUCACGCCCAGAUCCGGUCCAUCAGUGAGGUCAAAAUGCACCAGGACUACAAUGAUAACACGUCUGACAACGAUGUGACGCUUGUGCUCCUCAGCUCUCCCUUCAACUUCACUGACUAUGUCCAACCUAUCUGCACUCCUUUCAAUGUGACUCAUGAGUUCAUCCUCAACUUCAGCCACUGUUUCAUCACAGGAUGGGGGAGCAUGUAUUACAAAGGUGGGCUGAUGAACCGAUUGCAGGAAGCUGUGGUGGAGCUCAUUGACAGGAGAACAUGUAACCUGAAUAGUUGGUACAACGGCAUCAUCACUGAGAACAUGAUCUGUGCAGGACUGGAGAGUGGGGCUGCUGAUGCCUGUCAGGGUGACAGCGGGGGCCCACUGCAGUGUUACAGCGAGGACGAGGAGAGGUUUUAUCUGGUUGGAGUGACGAGCUUCGGUGACGAGUGUGGGCUUCCUCACAGGCCGGGGGUGUACGCCAGAACCAGCAGGUUUGCAGGGUGGCUGAAGACAAGUCAGGCAGCAUCAGCGUCUGCUGCACACAGAGCGACAACAAGGCUGAUCUCAGCUCUGCUCAGUGCUGCUCUGAUGCUGCUCUGAAACAUCCAGACUGUCAGUCAGCAAUAAAUAUCUCUGCUGUA
Messenger RNA from Scatophagus argus, 1103 nucleotides. RefSeq names its product transmembrane protease serine 11D. Gene Ontology annotation, molecular function: serine-type endopeptidase activity. Gene Ontology annotation, biological process: acrosome reaction; proteolysis. The transcript is spliced from 5 exons. The record is from RefSeq and is a predicted model, not a curated record. Lineage: Eukaryota; Metazoa; Chordata; Actinopteri; Scatophagidae. Bases 151 to 1062 code for a protein of 303 amino acids.